AUGGGUCAGUCCUCCACAUCCAUAAAAGAUCAUGAGUUGGCCUCCAGCUUUGAUGCAUUUUUAAAGAAUUUCAAGUCAGAAAACACAAUCCUUUCUCCAAAAAACAUCAAUUUGAUUAAAUCAUGUCUGAAGAAGUGGAAUGUUCAAAAAACAGCUGCUAGUAUCAAUAAAAUAUUAAAAGAUAUUGAAGAUGCUCCAAUAAACAUUGCUGUGACAGGGGAAUCUGGAGCAGGAAAAUCAAGUUUCAUCAAUGCCCUGUGGGGAAUCAAUCCUGAUAAUGAAAAUGCAGCCAACACUGGAAUGGUAGAGAUAACAAUGGGAAGAACUCCAUACCAACAUCCACGGUUUCCCCAAGUGAUAAUAUGGAGUCUGCCUGACAUAGAGACCACUAAAUUUCAACCAGAGACUUACCUGAAGGAAAUGAAGUAUGAGGAUUAUGAUUUCUUCCUUAUCAUCUCUGCUUCAUGCGUCAAACAAAGUGAUAUAGAAUUAUGCAAAGCAAUUAAGAAUAUGAAGAACAAUUUCUACUUUAUUCGCACUAAAGUAGACAGCGUUUUAUACAAUCUACAAAGGAGUAAAUACAGACCUUUCAAUAAGAUGGAAAAAGAAAAAUACCUUCAAAAGAUCAAAAAUGAAUGUCUGGUACAACUGCAGAAGACCGAUAUGACUGACCCUCAAGUCUUCCUAAUAUCCAGCUUUGAAGUGUCUUGCUAUGAUUUCCCAAAACUGGAGGCCACCCUUCUGAGCAAGCUGCCAGCUGAAAAGCGCUACAUCUUCAGGCAGUGCCUUCCUGGCAUUUCUGAGAUUUCCAUUGACCAGAAGAGGGAUUCCCUGAGACAGAAGUUCUGGCUGGAGGCCCUAAGGGAUGGAGCACUGACCAGCAUCCCUUUCAUGGGUUACAUCAGCCACAGUGAUGUGGAGAAGCUAGAGGAGACCUCAACCUACUAUAGGUCUUACUUUGGACUGGAUGAUGUUUCCCUGGAAAACAUGGCCAAGGAUUUGCACAUGUCAGUGGAGCAACUCAAGACAAACAUUGUAUCUCCCAGUUUGCUAUCAGUUGAUAAUAGUGAUGAGGUCUUAGAGAAAAAACUGUUGAGAUAUUUGGAAACAUUCUGCUUUUUCAGUGGAGGCCUUCAGGCUACUGGUGUUUAUUUUCAGAAGAUUUUCUAUUUUCAAAAUUACUUGCUUGAUACUAUGGUGAGUGAUGCUAAAAUUCUCCUUAAUAGAGAGGAGAUUUUUAAGGACUCUCUGGCCUCUGGACAGUCCUAUUCACUUCAGCAUGUUGGGAAUGAAAAUGAGUAUAGUGAGGCAGCCAGCUCCUGA
Messenger RNA from Talpa occidentalis (Iberian mole), 1323 nucleotides. Its product is annotated as T-cell-specific guanine nucleotide triphosphate-binding protein 2-like. Gene Ontology annotation, cellular component: endoplasmic reticulum membrane. Gene Ontology annotation, molecular function: GTP binding; GTPase activity. Gene Ontology annotation, biological process: cellular response to interferon-beta; defense response. The transcript has a single exon. Lineage: Eukaryota; Metazoa; Chordata; Mammalia; Eulipotyphla; Talpidae. The record is from RefSeq and is a predicted model, not a curated record. The coding region runs from base 1 to 1323 and encodes 440 amino acids.